AUGUACGCCGCUCAGAAUAUAACGCCAACAGUUUUGGAUGCUAUGAAUGGAAAUGUUUCCGAAUGGUAUAACGAAUGCGACAAUGCCAUUAGAAGGUCAGAAAUAGUUCCUGGAACUUACGAAUAUACAACUGCUGUUUCUUAUGGAAACGUAGGUGAGUUUGGAGAAGGUUCUUCAACAACAGUAGAUAUUGCUUGCGACAGGUUUCAUAUUAUUUCUAUUGACAACUCUUUCUUAUACGUGGAACAAGACAUUGAAAUAAAACCUUCUGCCAAGUUGUCUGA
Trichomonas vaginalis G3 is the source of this 284-nucleotide messenger RNA. RefSeq lists its product as uncharacterized. The annotation marks the transcript as partial. The record is from RefSeq and is a predicted model, not a curated record. Lineage: Eukaryota; Parabasalia; Trichomonadida; Trichomonadidae. The transcript has a single exon.